Chelmon rostratus (copperband butterflyfish) is the source of this 5193-nucleotide messenger RNA. It is a transcript of the gene usp36, whose product is annotated as ubiquitin specific peptidase 36. Gene Ontology annotation, cellular component: cytosol; nucleus. The record is from RefSeq and is a predicted model, not a curated record. NCBI's taxonomy places the organism in Eukaryota, Metazoa, Chordata, Actinopteri, Chaetodontiformes, Chaetodontidae. Bases 114 to 3581 code for a protein of 1155 amino acids. Gene Ontology annotation, molecular function: cysteine-type endopeptidase activity; cysteine-type deubiquitinase activity. Gene Ontology annotation, biological process: protein deubiquitination; regulation of apoptotic process. The transcript has 20 exons.
UCUCUGAUAAUGCAGCAUGGGCGAAAAUACCAGACCGAAGAGCUACAGCUGAGGAAGCGUACCCCCCUACUGUCAACGAUUUUGAACGAUUGAACGAAAGUGAUGUUCCAACAAUGCCGAUAGUGGAUAAACUCAAGGAGGCAUUAAAACCUGGUCGAAAGGAGACGGGUGAUGAGGGCGACCUCAACAAACUGUUGGCAUCUUCUGCCAAGAAGGUCCUUCUGCAGAAGAUAGAGUUUGAGCCUGCCAGCAAGGGUUUCUCCUACCAACUGGACAGCCUGAAGAACAAGUAUGUGAUCCUCAAUCCCAGGAAUGAGGGCGCUACGGGCCAGAAGGCCACCGAGCCUGCCCAAAUAAAGAGGCAAGUCUCAGAGAACGUGGUUGGGGGCCAGAGCGAUGGGAUCCCCGCCCCGCAGAAGAUGCUCUUUCCAGGGAACAAGCUUACCCUUAAAUGGGAGCGUGUGUACAGGGUGGGAGCCGGCCUCCACAACCUAGGAAACACCUGCUUCCUCAACUCCACAGUGCAGUGUCUCACCUACACCCCGCCACUUGCCAACUACUUACUCUCAAAGGAGCACAGCCGUGCCUGUCACCAGUCAGGCUUUUGUAUGAUCUGUGUAAUGCAGAACCACAUCAUCCAAGCCUUUGCCAACACGGGCAAUGCCAUCAAGCCUGUCUCCUUCAUCAGAGACCUGAAAAAAAUUGCCAGACAUUUUCGCUUCGGAAGCCAGGAGGACGCCCAUGAAUUUUUGCGGUACACCAUCGAUGCCAUGCAGAAAGCCUGUCUUAAUGGCUACCCAAAGCUCGACAGGCAGACCCAGGCCACAACGCUGGUUCACCAGAUCUUUGGAGGUUACCUCAGGUCAAGAGUGAAAUGCUCUAUUUGUAAAAGUGUGUCAGACACGUAUGACCCCUACCUGGACAUCGCCGUGGAGAUACGGCAAGCAGCAAACAUCGUGCGCGCCCUGGAGCUGUUUGUUAAACCAGACGUACUAAGUGGAGAGAAUGCCUACAUGUGUGCCAAGUGCAAAAAGAAAGUGCCAGCGACCAAGCGCUUCACAGUCCAUAGAACGUCCAACGUGCUGACCCUCUCACUGAAGAGGUUUGCCAACUUCAGCGGAGGGAAAAUAACAAAGGAUGUUGGUUACCCAGAAUUCCUGAACAUCCGACCCUACAUGUCUCAGAGCUCAGGCGAUCCGGUUAUGUACGGCCUCUAUGCUGUUCUGGUGCACUCUGGCUACAGUUGUCACGCUGGCCACUAUUACUGCUACGUCAAGGCAAGCAACGGACAAUGGUACCAAAUGAAUGAUUCAAUGGUGCACUCUAGUAACAUCAAAGUGGUCUUGAACCAGCAGGCCUACGUGCUUUUCUACCUGAGGAUCCCUGAAACCAAGAAGAAUGCCGAUGGGCAGCCCACCAAGCAGGGGAUGCUGCAUCAUGGCAAGAACAGUCUGUCAUCUGAACAGAUAAAGAGGGCCAACCUGAACGGGCCUCUUUCCUCCCCGCAGGUCACAAAGAAACUUGAGCCUGCACAGCUGCGCAAGAUCCAGUCAAUGGAUGGUGGUUUGGGCCUGCCCAUUUCCAGGAAUGGUGUGAGCUCUCAGCAACAGCCCAGACUCUCCAACUGGACGUCCUCCUCCAACGGCCCGCCAAAGCUGCCGAGUGGACCCACGGUCAUCGAGGAACCUUUCAAGAAGCUGAAGAAGCCCUCUCCCCAGAGCCAAGUGCAGUCCCGCAGCAGCACUCCCGCACCUUCCAACAACGGGGUCAGCAGGACGGAGGGAGAUAAAAAGCAAGGUGGCGAGGGCAGAGGCAUGGCAGCGUCUACCUCAAUUAAGUCUUUGUCUGACUCUUCCUCUGCCGACACCACUGACUCAAAGGACUCUGCUGGUCCUAAAAGUGCGCCAGCAGGAGAGACUCCCUCCACCCCACGGAGAGGCUCCAAUGGCCUGGCGUCUCCAGCCAAGAGUGUGGAGCGCUCUCAGAGCACGGAGGAGCAGAAGACGGCGAAGAUAAAACCCCCGGCCCUCAACAACAUCACAUCUGAAGCCACCAGCACCAUGUCACCUCCACCCGCCAAGAAACUGGCCCUGUCAGCCAAGAAGGCUCGCAACCGGAGUCCGAGCAGCAUUGAUGCUCUGCCCCCUUUGCCACGCCAGCUGCCCCGUGACCCCACGCAUCAAAAUCAACUUCACCCCCUCACCUUUGCCUCACCCACUCACAAUCACAGAGCCGGUCCAUUUCAUUCACCUAAAGUCCAGUCAUCGCAGCCUUUCGCCCACUCAAGUGGAUCCUUCAAACAGCAGAGCCCUCAGAAACAGUUCCUUCUCUCCACACUGCAAAAACCAAACGCCAGCCUUUCUCUCAAGACCAACGGGAUUCAUAGUGCCGGCCCAAAGAGCCCCAAGUCUUCCAACAACCUCAGCUCCUUGGCCCAAGAACCAGACCUCAACAGCCCUCCGGCUCAAAAGGUCAACCAGAAGAAGAAGAAGAAAAAGAAGCGGCGGCAUUCUGAGGUGGAGGGCGACGCAGAGCCAGUCACGUCCCCAGCCGCAGCGACGCCAACCGGCCUUGUGGAAUCGGCUAUCGAGAAGAAGCGGAAGAAGAAGAAGAAGAAAAAGCGAAAGAGGGAGAACGAGGAUGGCGGGAAAACGAAGGAGAGAGAGUGCGUCACGUCUCAUCUGGACACAUCGAAUCAGGAAGAGGAUUGGUGUGAGGGUGGCAUAUGGAGUCUUACAUCCCAUCCAGAUGCGGAACAGUCUAAGCAAAGGCCUCCGUUACCCGCCGCAACCCCAACGCAGUGCGAGUCCAGUCAGAAAGAAGAGGGAAGGGACUCCCUGAAGCUGAAGAAGAAGAAGAAGAAGAAGAAAAAGAUGCAACUGGCUCUGCAGGACACAACGUCAGCGUGCUCUGCAUCAGAAACCCCUUCUGAGACGAAGGCCGCAGUCGAACACAAAGGCUCGGGAGAUUUGAAAAUGUUGAAAAAGAAACUGAAGAGGAAGAAGAAGAGGCUAAAAGAAGAGGUGAGACUGUGGGUGGAGAGCAGGCGACGCUCGGACGGCCAGAACGACGAGCCUGAAGCAGCGGAGCCCCCCGCCAAAAAGAACGCCACGGAGAACGGCAACAUAAGUAAACAAGGCACAGCCACAGUGGUAAUGUGGGACAGCCAAGUGAAGGACGGCUACAAGCGCAGCCAGGCGCCAGCGGCUGAUGGAAGCGCGUCAGGAGACACCCCGACAGGACCUGCUUCCGUUGCCUGGGAUGGGAAAAAGACAAGCGGGGUGGUGGAGGAGCUGCUCAGGAACGCCACCGAUAAGGCCUACGGAGCCAACGUCCUCAGCUGGGAUGGAGAGGUCUCCGCUAUUAGCAGAGACGCCAUCGACGAUGUCCGCCAUGCCAAGUGUGACACUGUGAUCGACGAGUGGGAUGAAGACUUUGACCGGGGAAAGGUGAAGAAAGUGAAAAACUAUAAGAGAGAGAGGUUGAGAAGCGGCAGCAGCAUCUUCCAGAAGAUCCAGGACAGGCGGAGCAAGUGGUCUGUAACACCCGGAGGGAAGAGAGUUUUUGGAGUCCGUCGCUGAGAGCCCAGAUUGCUGUUGAGCUCAUGCUGACUACAAAUAGCAACAACAAUACUGUAUACCAAACUUCUGUACCUUCUCUCACUCUUUUUUUUUUUUCUUUUUUAAAUCUCUCUGUCCCUCAAAUUUAAGACCCAAAUUCUUGGAUUACUUGAGCCGAAAGCAGGACACACAGCCCCCCUUCAAUCUCAGUUUUCAAUGAACAUGAAUUGUUGUCGUCAGGCUUCAGUAACACUGGCCUGUGGGAUCUGACACCCUCGUAUCCCCUUUUAAGCCACAGUAAGUGGCUCAGGCUUUUCUAUGCAUGCAGUAUUUAACAGAAACCCAAACACCUCCAUGUCAAAUAAACUUCUGUGUGUUGGCAUCCUUUAAGCCCUGGUUGUUGCCACAGCAAUCAGGCUGCUAUGACAUGAAAUCUAGUUUACCAUAUUUGAGAAGGGUAGGCUAAAAAUGAGAAAAUAUAUCUGCAACACUUUGGCUGUCUUGUGUUAAACUGUACACAAUCUCAGAGCAUACUUUUGCAGACAUAAGGGCUCAGUAAGUUGGACAUUUAAAAAAAAGUGACCUUUUUUUUUUUAAUCUUCUCUUGAAAUUAUUCUAUACCAAAUUAUAAAUAUCAAAAAUGGUUUAUUAAUUAAAAUGUGUAUUAUUUUAGAUUUCUGCAUAUUUUCCUUUUAUACCUUUAUCCGCUGUUGUUUUAUGUUGCUGCGGUGUCUGUGCCAUGUGGCUUGUUUUUAAGGACCAAAUUUUGCCUGCAUAUUGUCGGUAAAAUUAAGGUUUAAAAGUGCCACCCCCCCCCCCCCACCCCCCCCCCCCCCCCCCCUUUUUUUAUUUUAAUUUACACGCCUAAACUGGUUAAAAAAAUGUACUGAGGUGAAUUCUGUUUUUAGUCCUGCUGUCUUGGUUUUCUACCCUUUUCUCUUUGCUAAGGUCCAGUGUGUGGGAUUUUGACAAUCUGCAACCUAGUGGCAAGGUUGCAGAUUGCGGCCAACUGAAUACACCUCAUCUCACUCUCCACUACGGUGGCGCCCUCUGGGGCCAGUGUUUGGUUUGUCCGUUCUGGGCUGCUGUAGAAACAUGAAGAGCCCAAGUAACAAAAACACAACGAUUCUUAAUUUCAGGAGAUUAUACGUGAAUUAAAACAUGACUGUGAAUAUUACAUUAAUGCAAAUAGAUCGCCCUGAAUCCUGCACACCGGACCUUUAACAAAUGAAAUUUAUUUUAGAUUUAAUGUUGAUGAAUUUUCCACCACGGAAAGAUGCUCUGCCGAUCCCCAUGAACCAUUUGGCUGUUUGUGGAAGUGUUGACAUUGACAAACAACACAGCGGACGCUUGAGUUUCUUCAUAUCUUUAAGUUUACCCGGAUGUUGUUGUUUUCUGACAGCUCACAGUCCAAUGUGCGUUUGCAGAGUAGACGUUGGGGUCGUUGGAGGAACUCGGUCAGGAGCAGUUGUUUUCUACUGUGCAGCUAUUAAACUAUGUAGCUCAUCUCAUCAGUCCAGCGUUCAGAAGCUCUCAGUGUGGAGAUUUGACCUUUCCAUUCUCUGUAACAAACCUCGCCACAAACUGUUCAUUACCAGUGUAUUGAAAUAAAAGGGUUACAUUUUAUACUUGA